Molecule: messenger RNA, 982 nt
Organism: Porites lobata
Lineage: Eukaryota; Metazoa; Cnidaria; Anthozoa; Scleractinia; Poritidae
Source: the annotation of a GenBank genome assembly
AUAGGCGUGUCACCCACAAGAGGCACAAACUGUGAAAUAACCGCGCAGACUUGUCAACCCCCCCUUGAGACGAUAACAGUAACGCCGAAAGACUCUAAAGUGAGUCUAAAAUGCUCGAUUAAGACUGGUGGAAAUGUGCAAGACAUGACCUGGCAGAGCCUUGAAAGAAACCUCUCGGCCAGUAAAGGUCUAUACUUACUACAAAACUAUUCGACGAAUGAAAAUCAGUCACGUGGAUGUUUCUCUAUAAAAUACGCAAGUGAGUAUUUUCUCCUUUUUCCUCUUUUGUAUUUCGUGGUUAUAUAAAAACAUCAUGAUGGAUAAUUUUUGGUCUUCUUUCACAUGUAUUAUGAAUGAUCCCUGAAGACCUCGUAGGUGGCUGACGGAGAUUUAAUUGCAUGGUCACGCCAGCCCUUACGGUUAGAGUAAUAUCAUAAAUUAAAGCGGUUGAAGUUUCGUCCGGCUGAAUCACCUUCAACGUUAACAAACGCACUUUACUGAGUCCCUAAUUUAAAAUCAACAUAUGGACUGCAGUAAAGCAUUAAUGAGUUUGUUUUAGGAAAGUGUCACUUAAAAGAAAGACAUCACUGUAUCUUAAAAAUAACUGAGUGGAUGACUUAUCAGCAUGGAAAGUAAGGCGAAAAAUUGCUUUUCAGUUCCAGUUCAGAGAGUAUUUAAGACAAGUUCUCCAGUGGAUUACUAUCCUGAUACGACGCAAAUGGAACUUAAGUGUACCUUUAAGGGAUGGCCUCGUCCUCGUGUUGCUUGGUACAAUCCAGAUAGUAAACUAAUCAUCAACGGAUCUGAAAGCUUUUAUCUCUACGAGCAGCUGGUUGGAGAGGACACCAUAUCUUCUGUUCUUCGAAAUCCUAAUAUCCAAGAAAAACACGAAGGGGAUUAUAAGUGCAUAGGAAUGAACAACAUUACUGGAUGGUCGACUAACAAAAGUCUGUCAAUUUAUCUGAAUUAUUAUUGUAAGUGA